This is a messenger RNA of Catharus ustulatus (Swainson's thrush), 7854 nucleotides long. It is a transcript of the gene CALN1, whose product is annotated as calneuron 1. The record is from RefSeq and is a predicted model, not a curated record. NCBI's taxonomy places the organism in Eukaryota, Metazoa, Chordata, Aves, Passeriformes, Turdidae. The coding region runs from base 712 to 1437 and encodes 241 amino acids. The transcript has 6 exons. Gene Ontology annotation, molecular function: calcium ion binding.
AGCCGGCGUGUGCGGCCGUGGGCGCUCACACGCGUGUUUGUGGAGUUGCCAUGGAGCGGCACAACAGCACUUGGGCUGCCCAAAAAACCUUUUUUUUAUUCGUUUCCUGGUUCCCAUCUCGUCCGUACCGGGUGAUGUAAUGAGAGCUCGGUGUCUAUGCGGUGUCCUGCUCUCGGGGAGUUGGACACGGAUGGAGAGCCGAUCCCAGAGCAGAGGGAACAUCCGCCAUCUGUUUGAAUGGAUGGGUCCUAAUGAAUCUGUCAAGCCCAACAAAUGCACUUGACGGAGGAAUUCGGCCCCAAACACCUCCUGAUGCCGCUGUCGGCGGCCAAAAUGCUCCUGAGCAGCGUGGUGCCCGUCCCCCCGCUCCUGCUCGGAGCCGCGAUGAGCCCAGCCCCGGCUGAUUUCAGCUGAUUCAAUCACCAGGUUCAACACCUGAUUUGCAGCGCUCGCCUCUUGCUUUCCCCCUCGAGCAGCCCCAGGGCUGCAGCGGGGAGGGCUGAGCCGGGUCCUGGCUGAGCUGUUACGCGGUUACUCAGCAGCUCCUCAGACCUUUCCCACCCACCAAGUUUUGCUGUUUUCCGCGGAGCAGCUGCCUCCCCCUGAGCGCCGUGCCGCGCUCGUCCGCGGGGCGCCUGGCGAGCUGUGUCCCCUCCCGGUGGCUUUGGGAGUGCUGGAAGUCCUCGGGAUACGGAUGGGCUGCGCCGGGAGAUGAGAGCGGGACGGGCGCUGCGGUGGGAGCGGCUCCCCGGGCUGUGGGUACCGGAGGAGAGGGAGAAGAUGCCAUUCCACCAUGUGACAGCUGGCUUGUUGUACAAGGGCAAUUACCUGAACCGCUCGCUCUCGGCCGGCAGCGACAGCGAGCAGCUGGCCAACAUCUCCGUGGAGGAGCUGGAUGAGAUCCGUGAGGCUUUCCGAGUGCUGGACCGGGACGGGAAUGGCUUCAUCUCCAAGCAGGAGCUGGGCAUGGCCAUGCGCUCCCUGGGCUACAUGCCCAGUGAGGUGGAGCUGGCCAUCAUCAUGCAGCGCCUGGACAUGGAUGGGGAUGGCCAGGUGGAUUUUGAUGAAUUUAUGACCAUUCUGGGACCUAAGCUGGUGUCGUCAGAGGGCAGGGACGGCUUCCUGGGGAACACAAUAGACAGCAUAUUCUGGCAGUUUGACAUGCAGAGGAUAACGCUGGAGGAGCUGAAGCACAUCCUGUACCACGCCUUCCGUGACCACCUCACCAUGAAGGACAUCGAGAACAUCAUCAUCAAUGAGGAGGAGAGCUUGAAUGAGAACUCUGGCAACUGCCAAACAGAGUUUGAAGUGCACGCCCAGAAGCAGAACCGCCAGACGUGCGUGCGCAAGAGCCUCAUCUGCGCCUUCGCCAUGGCCUUCAUCAUCAGCGUGAUGCUGAUCGCGGCCAACCAGAUCCUGCGCAGUGGCAUGGAGUAGUGCUGGCAUGGCUCACCACGGUCCUGGCAGCGCCAUGGCGGCCAUGCAUGCGCACCCCGGGAGAGCUCCCGCCCCGAUCCCACGGCACCGACACGCGGGCACAGCCGGCGCCUGCAGCAGGAGCCUGAGCCAGCAGCGUGUCCUGUGAACCAACCACAUCCUUUUGGCAGGGACAUCAAAGGGCUGUUCUAAUGCUUUAAAGGUUUUGUUUCCUAAUGCAAUAAUCCCAUAUCCAGGAGUCCCGAAUUAUUGCUUCGAAACAGCAAUGGCAACGCGGAGGAGGCUUGGAUCCGGCGCUCUGCGGCCCGAAGGAGGCCCAGCCUCGUGACUUGUCCUUAUCCCAGGGCCCGCUGACUAUCCCGCGGAGCUCCCGCUGGGCCCACAUUCCCAGGAAGUUGAUCGUAGCAUUGCCACAAGCAAGUCCUGUUCCUUUCGUUCCAUGUGUUCCAGCUUCACUUUCCUUUUCCCUUAUGACCAUGCCAUGGAGUUUACGGCAUUAGAGGGGAGCUAGAGCAUCCUUGUACAGUAUUUUCUGAGGAAAAAAAGGGGAGAAUUUGCCAGCACCAUACAAAAUGUCUAUUUUUUGCUUCAUCGACUCCACCUUUGCCAUGAGACUGUGGGGUAGCAGAGUCUGUUGGCCAUUUUUUUCCGACUGUGAAUCAGGGCUUGAGGAGCACCCUUUGUUUUCCCACCUGGGCAUUGCUGAACUUGUGCAAAGUCUUCCAAGGGACUCUGCCACCACCAGCGCCAGCUAAACCUCCCUCUCCUCGAGCCUCUCUGCAUAUUCAGCAUUUCCUCUCCAGCAGUUUUACCCUUCUUCUUUAUUGGUCUUCACGAUUUUUUCCCAGGUGAAAAUCCUGAGGGAAGCUCUUCCUGAGCUUUCCUCCCCUCUCCUUGCCUGCACAAUUUUAAAUUAUUCCAUUUCACGUGGCCUGGUUAUGAUCUGCAGUGAAACCUGCAUGGCAGGCAUCAUCCUGUGGGGGAGGUUUUAUUUUCACCCGACUGGUGAAGUGUGGAUUUGACCAGCCGACUUCUCCAUUCCCUCCCAGCAUCCAUCCCAUGGGCAGGCUCCAAAGGGGGCUGUUGGAAAAGCUGAGCACAGCAGGAGAGAAGGAACCAAACCUGAGGCCACCCCCGUGUGUUUGAAGUGUGUCAGACUUCCAGAUCCAGGGAGCAUUGGGUGGUUUUCCUGCAAAACAUUUUAAGGAGCAGCAAGGAGAAGAUGGAAUGAUGCAGAGCAGGGGCACCACACGGGAAGUGCAAGGAGCCAGGAUUACUUGGGUGUUUUUCCUUUGAAACUUGACACAAAUCCAUGCAUUUCCCUUUGGAUGAACUGUGCCCCUGGGUGCCACACCAGCACAGAGGUGAUCUCCUGCCCUCCUAGGAGGGGUUUCCCAGCUGGUGAUCAUGGAGUGCUCCGAGGGAGUUCCAUGGAGGCACUCGGAUGUUGGGAUGGGGUGGCUGUGCUGGGAGAGCUCCAGGCACACCAGGAACCCUGAGGUGCUGCUCCUGGAAAUGGAGGUGACUGUUCUCUGUGCCACAGGAUGGCUCCCCUAGGGCUUGCACAGCCCCAGCCUCCCUCACCCCACACUGAGUUACACUGGAUCUGUCCCAACACUCAUCCCAGAUCUUGCUUUUCUACAAGUCUGAGUGACAUUUACCUGUACUUUUAGCAGCGUAAUUGAAAAAUCUGCUGCUCCACGUCCUGUCUCCCAUCUUCCCUUUAAACUCAAGUCACCUUUAGGUAUCUCAGUCUCCCAGUCCACCUUUUCCUGCCAUUUUCCUGGUGUCCCCUCCAUCCCAAAGACAACACCUUUUCCACAGCAGCCGAAGUUGGUUUUUUCUGCCUUUCCCAACCACACAACUCCUGCAUUUCUGUUCUGCUGUGACCAAUAGAGGUGAACUGCAAAAUAUUCUGUUCAAAAAAUGAUUCUGUCUCCCAGAAGAUGGAGAGAUUUCCAUUGCUACAGGGCAGCAGCAGGAUAUCUGUGGGAUAUUCUGGUGUGGGAUUCUCAGUGCUUGGGGAGCCCAGACAUGUUUUCUCUGCUGGGCAUUGCAAAUACAAGCUUGGAGAUAAUUUUAAGAAAUUCAUCCCCACUUUUAGGUCUCAGGGGUCCUGUGGAAAGGUGGCAGCUGUGGGAAAAAUGUCUAAAUGUUCCUUGCCACCAAGGAAUACUCAUUUUGUGCCUGGGAUUGUGCUGGAGUGAGUGUGGGCAGAUGGAGGGGGAGGGAUGGGGGGGAGCACGGGACAGAUUGGUGCCUCCACUGAGCCCAAACCCACAACCCCAAACCCACAACCCCAAAACCAGGCAUUUCCCAUUUUCUUCACCCAUGUACCACAAACCCCCAGCAGACUCCAGGCCCAGAAGCACCUCAUGGACAAUGAUUGUCUGCAUUCCUUGAAGCUUUCUGGAAGGUUCCAGAGUUCCCUCCUGCAUGCUCCAUGAACCCUUGUAAAUAGAGCCAUUCUCCAGCCCAACCCUUCCCUUCACAGCUCCAUGUGUAAAACCAAACCUAUAAUGAAUAUAUUGGUAAAAAGCCAUAGCCUGGUGUCAGUAGAGUUCAUUGCACAACUCCCCACUGAUUUUACUGGGUACAGGAUUUUGGGGGCUUUGGGGUUGUGAUUUUUCUGUAGGGAACCUCACUUUUCCAUUACCAAUCAGGGUCAUGUCUUGCCAGAGAUCUCCUUUCCCUUCCUAGAGCAGCCUUCCUCCAUCUCCAGGCAUUGUGAAGAGAUCCUUUCUUUGAUCAGUGACUCCUGGCAAUGCAGGAUGGAUCAGGCCAAGCUAUUCCAUCCUUUCUUUCCCACAACCUUCCCAUCCAGCAGUGCUGGAUGUCUCCUACCUCCCUCCCUGGCUCCAUUUAUGUAACAUCCAUUUAUCUCCUUUUUUUUUUUCCUUCUACACAAGAGGGGGAAAAUAGGGCUUUUUUCUGCUUUUACAGACAGUAGGGUAAAAAUAGAGCCGUAAAAUUCUGAUUGGAACCUGAUGGCAAAAGCUGAGGGGGAGAAAGCAGAAGAAUCAAAGAUAUAAAAAUAAAAACCCCACAUCCCAUACUUUAAGAAAAAAAAAAAAACCUAUUUAAGUGCUAAUUAACAUACUUUAAAAAAAUACCCAGACUGCAGCAGAGCUGUCAGAAAAAGCUCCAAACUUCUGCUCUUGCCAGUUCCAGAGGAUUGAAGCGUCUUUUCAGCCCUGCAGCUCUGGAGGAACAGGAGAUUGCCAUGGCAACCCUGGCUGUUCGUGACAUGGGUGUCACCAUGGCAGAGCACACACGAUCCCAGACCGCCAGGGAUGGGCAAACAGCUCCCAGCAGUGGGACAGGGGCUUUUCGUGGAUUAGGAAAUUAUUAGGAAUUCGUGAGCAACUCUGGUAGCUUGGCCACAAAAAACUGUGUGCAAUUAAGGGGAUUGAUGUGCAGGGAAGGCUUCGAGAGCAACGUGAUGAUUUCAGCCUGAGAGAGGCUUUGCUUUAAUUCAGGAGGGAGUGAAAUCCAUUCAGCCUGAGCACUGCCUGUCCUGGGCUUGCUGAGGACACUUUGGGAAAGUUCUACAUGGUGAGAAGGAUUUGGGUUCCUGCUCCUGCAAGGCUGCACACCUCAUCACCACUGACCUUGGCUUCAACCCCUGGCUUUAGCAGGGAUCCUAAUUUCCUGCUCCUGGAGAAGCCAGCAGAAGGAGCAGCAGCCUCACCAAUGCUGAAAUACCUUGGAGGCUCUGGGGAAGGGAUUCUAGCAAAAGCUGCUGAAGGAACCUGCUCCCCUGUCAGAGCCAAAGCCAUUCCUUCAGGGCAGUGUCCAGGCAGGACAGGGGUGGCUUUGUCCUGUGCACAGCCAGGAGCUGGACUUGAGGUCCUUGUGGGUCCCUUCCAACUCAGGAUGUUCCAUGAUGGUGGUGCUGGUGGCCCUGGAGAGCCAGAAUCUUCUCACAGCCAGUGACACAUGGGAGGGGUGUCACAGUGUCACCCACGGGAGCCUGGCCCCUCCAUGAGUGCACCACUGUCAACAUAACUGAAAGAUUUCAACUAGGAAGGCUUGGCUUUGUUAGGACUGUGGUCCUCAUGCUGUGAGAGGUGAUAGGGAAUUAAAGAGAGUCCACAAAAAAUUCUCCUUGCUGCUUGAUGGGCACCCUGUCCCCCAGUCACUGUCAGUGAUCACAGACCCCAGGUCCAGGGUGAGCAGGAGGCUGGGAGGCAGGAAGACCCCCAGCUCCUGUCCCUGCUCCCUGGUGAGCCAGAGCUGAAUCUGGGUGUAAUCCAGUUCAUUUGAGAGAUUCCAUCCCAGCUAUGCAGAGGUUUCACCUGCUGGAUGUGUGCACUGGAAGGGCUGGAUGUUGGUUAGUUUAAUCCCAGCAGCUUGGAUGCCCUUCUUUUUAAGCUGGGCCAAGUAAGGAGGGGUUUAAAAUCCAGAAUUAGGGUAGGGAGCAAGCAAAGCAAGCCAAGGUAGAAAACAUUCUCAAGGCUGCCACUCUGGAUGGCUGAAAUCUGUUUGGAUGAGCCGAGUACCCACUGCUCCUUUCUUCCAUUGCAGCACAGGAGUGUUUUGUCCCCAAACCCCCUCUGCAUCCUCCUGGCUGUUACAGAAGAGUGAAACAUCUCCUGUGCCCCCCUGGCACUGGGAAGAGCUCCAUCCUGGGUGAGGGCCCCAGGACAAGAGGGGGACUCUCAGUUUUCCCAUGGAAAACUCGUCCCCUGCACGUGCCAGGAGCUGCCAGGGCUGUCACCACCCCGAGGUGACAGGAGCACAGCCCCCAUCAGCCCUGGAGGGAGAAGCAGUGGGAGGAAUUACAUUAAAAUCUCUAAGAAUGAAGUCCCUCAUUUUACCCACCCUGUAAUCCAUGAUUUAGUUGCUGCUUUAUGGAUGAGCGUUUGAAAGAAGAAAAACCAACUCUUCUAAAAUGAGAAUCUGAUGAAGUGUCUUUUUUUCUUGGCUCUGAAUCAUGCUUCCAUUCCACUGAUGAAGAUGUACAGAACUUGCUGGGUUUCAAUCUAUUAUUUUACCCUUCUGUGCUCUGACAGUGCAAUUACAUUUCCCUGGCAUCACUUAGAACCUGUUCCUUUCCCAGGAAUAUAAUGCAGGAAAAGAAAAGUUUUACAGCAUCUCUUUGUGUUGUUGGCUGUUAUCAGGAAGGGGUCUGUAUUUCUCCAGUUCAAGAAGGACAUUUUAGGCAGCUCUAGGAAGUGCAAAAACUUAAUCAAGAGCAAGGUGGGCAGAAAAUCGAACACCAUUUUAAUUGGAAAAACUGCUGUAAUUUGGCAUCUUCACUGUGAAAUAAUUGCAGCCCCAGAAGAGGGAGAAAAGAGAAAAAAGAAAUCCUCUGGAUCUAGAGCUCAGUACUUCACAGUGUGAUGAUGGAAAUACCACAGAGGUUUUUGGUUUUUUUUUUAAAUUUUCUGUCAAGACAGACCAAAAUACUUUGUAGCCUUGAAAAGCAUUGCUAAAUGAAAUUGCCAUUUUCCACCCAAUUAUUUCCCCAGCUGUUCCUGGCCUGUCUUUGCCAGCAUCCCGAACCAGCAGCUGGAUUUGCCCUGCUCUAGGUGAGAUCCAUGUUCCAGCUUUCCUUUCCCAGCAGGUCCUGUGUCUCCAUCAGCCAACAGGCAACUUUGGGAAGCUCUGAGGUGGCUCCAGGAGCCCCUAGCUGGUGCCACCAGCACCUGGGCACAUCCUGUCCCUCCUGGGGGCAAUUCCAAAGGGUGCAGGUGAUGUUGUUGACAUCAAUCCCCAAAUUCCUGCCUCUAUUCCCAUCCAACCAACAAGGAGGGAGUCACAUUCCUGAGCAUCCCUUCCAGAGCAGCCAAAGCUCUUCCAGCUCUGGCUCCCUCAGAUUUCUCUGGGCUGGGGGAGGAAGGCAGAGCAGGUUACCCCUGGGCCCUGGGGCCAAUCAGAAAUAACUCUUUAGAGUUAAUUGGCUUCAAGUGGAAUGGGCUCAGGUCCCAGCCUGUUGCCAUUUAAUCCACAGCAGGAUCUAAGGAAUCAAUGCCUCCUGACUCAUCUCCAGGAGUUCUUCACUGAUCCCUGUGUCUCCCUUUUGUCACCAUCUCAUGUUUUCCAGCCAUUUACUGUUCAUUUGUAAAGUCACCCCAUUUUUUUGGCUCUUUAACUAACGACAUGGCUUUUUAAUUAAAAACAAAAAUUCACAAAGUCAGCAGCAUAAUAGUAAAAAAAAAAAAAAACAAAAAACCUUUGUACAAAAUACUGUAAAUAUUAAUAUAAAUUAACUGGGCAUGCAACUGAAAUAAAUCCUAUGUUAUUGCAAGUUAUCUGAGUGUAUAAAGGAGUGUAUAAAGGAAAACUGAAUGCCAUAUGUAUCAGCUGUUCCCUCUAACCAAACUCUACUGUAAAUAUAUAAUCUGUAUAAAAAUAUUUUAAUUUUACCAUUAUUUAUGCAAUAGAAAUAAAGUUUUUUUUUCUUUUGAUGAA